This is a messenger RNA of Lingula anatina, 5254 nucleotides long. Its product is annotated as VWFA and cache domain-containing protein 1. Gene Ontology annotation, cellular component: voltage-gated calcium channel complex. NCBI's taxonomy places the organism in Eukaryota, Metazoa, Brachiopoda, Lingulata, Lingulida, Lingulidae. The record is from RefSeq and is a predicted model, not a curated record. Gene Ontology annotation, molecular function: voltage-gated calcium channel activity.
ACACUCUUUUUUAUUUGGAGGGUAGAAAAUGACAGGUGUAAUGAUUACUACUUGAUUAGUUAACCUAGCUAACACACACAGAAGAAUUGUUUUGAAAUCAUGAUUCAGACAAUUUGAAGAUGAGUAUAGGAAAUGAAAAUUAAGUUAACAUCAAACAAGUUUUAGAAGACAACACAAGACAACGAUGUACAUAUACAAUACAAAAAAGAGUAUGUCUGGAGGAAUAUUCCAUAUACUGACAAUAACCAUAUUGGCCACAUUAACUGUGUCCAGUGGAGCCACAUUAAUUGAUGGUCAGAUAUUAGGACAGGUGUUAAAGGAAAUAGCUAAUGAUGCACUGGGGGUAGAAGAGAUGCAGGCAGAAUAUGACAAAGUGUCAUAUAGAGAAGAUUCUAUUGAUGGACCAGGGAAUAUUAGAGAACUUGCCAAUUCACUGAGAACCAAGUUCCAAGGUCCGAUCUCUGCACUGACCAAGAUCAAAGAUGCCAUUGAAGAUGACUAUGCCAGCUUCUCCAGUGUCAGAUCUAUGACACAGUGCUGCCAAGUGGUGGAAGCUACUUAUGACAAGAGGUUUAGUCAGGAGGUCAACUUUGACAAGGCUUGUGUGACAGUAGCAGGCCAGAGUUCAGUGAAUAAAAAAUUCCCUACGGCAAGGGUUGUGGAAGUGAUGAAGGAAAACAUCCGCAUCAAUCCAAAUCUGAAGUGGCAGUACUUUGGAGGAGAAGAUGGUAUACUUCUUAAUUAUCCUGCAGUGAAACCCACAGGUGUGCCUGACUGUGAUAGUUAUGAUCCAAGGUUCAGGCCAUUCUAUGUGUCUGCAGCCACUCCAGUUCCCAAAGACAUUGUGGUUGUCAUAGAUACAUCAGGAUCCAUGACAACAUAUCACAACAGCAAGACACUGCUCCAGAUUGCCAAAGAUGCUGCAAGAACUGUUGUGGAAACCUUGAGUGCAAAUGACAGGAUUGGAUUAGUGUCGUUUUCCUCGGCUGCGUACACGCCAGUGCUGUCAGAGAGCACCUGUUAUACCACAUCUCUAGCUGCUGCCACGCCUCAAAAUGCCAAGAACUUGAAAAAAUACAUUGAUAGUCUGAGGGCAGUCGGAGCAACUAAUUACCAAGCCGCUAUGGAAAAAGCAUUCUCUUUAUUCAAUAGUUCUGAGAAUUCCUUUAAAGGUGAAAAAAGAAAUAAAGUGAUAUUAUUCCUAACUGAUGGUAAAAGAACACAGGGCGGAAAUCCUCUGGAGACCAUACGGGAUCAAAAUGCCAUCCUUGGCAACCAAGUCCUCAUCUUAACAUUUGGUCUCGGCCAGUCCCUGGAGGAAAGUUCUCUCACUGAAUUGAGGAACAUGGCUGCCCAGACUUUAAGCAGUCAAUCUUAUGGGGAAAUUACAGCUGGCACCUUCACUCAUGUUACGGACCCAAAUCGUCUUCGUUCUGCCAUGGCGUCUUACUACGACAUCUUCAGCUCUACUGGCAGUCCCAUUAUAGACCCCCAGUUCUCUGUACCAUAUAUAGACUUAUUUGGGACAGGUCUCAUCACCUCCAUCUGCUUGCCUGCAUACCACAGUGGCCGACUGAUUGGUGUAGCUUGCUCUGAUGUUGCCAUGAGUGAACUCCUCUCUGAAGCCACCUAUUUUGACAAGGGUGAACUGAGCUAUGCCUUUGUUAUCAAUGGCUAUGGCAGGACAUAUUCCCACCCUCUGCUGCCAAGACCCUAUGAUGUCACAGAUGAUCCCAUCUUUGUGGAUAUUCAUCACUUGGAGAGGGCACCUGCUGCGAAAGCAGUGAUAAGCUCCAUGAUCAGGGGUGAGGAGGAUAACAGCAGCUUUGUUUCCACCAGAACACAGGCCAGAGGAGAUGUGUUCAGAGAAGGUGUCAGCAUAACAAAUGUCAUGUCACAUUACUUCUGGGCACCAAUUCCUGGGAGUAAUAUCUCGGUAUGUCUUGUCAUUGGAGAGGGUGACAAAAUCAGUGUGCCGUCACCUCAGACUGCAACGUUGGCCAUGUUUAACUACCACAGAUAUGACCUCGAACCUCCAUCAAGUCCAUGCAAGCACUUUUCUCGAUAUGCAUCGAAAGACUCUAGUGCAGUGAUGCUCACCCCAGGGGCCUUCAGACAGCCAUAUCACUAUCUGAACACUGAGGAAACAGCCACCAAUGUCACACAAUAUGAGAGAUAUCUCACAGGACAGAGCUCACAGAACCCUGGCUUGAAGACCUCCAUUCUGGACAGUGUAGUGAUCACAUACAAAGCUGAAGAAAUCUGGAAGAGGAAACCAGCAGACUUUGUUGUAUAUAGAUCUAUUGGAACAAUGGACGGAUUGAUGAGACUUCUCCCAGGGUUGCAGCUGACGAAAAAUUACGACCACACCAGGAGAGCUUGGUUCAAGAGGACCUUAACAUACAAGGACACAAAUGUGGUUUCGCCGCCAUAUUUGGAUGUUUGGGGUUCUGGCUAUGUCAUAACUCUCAGUCAUACUUUAUAUGAGGGAAAAGCUGGAGGAGUGCACACACUUGAUGACAAGGUGACAGCAGUUAUUUUGACAGACUUCACCAUUACUUAUUUCUACCAGGUGAUUCAGGACAGAUAUGCAAACUGUAGAGAUGCUGGAUACAGCUGCUUAGUGAUGGAUUCCAGUGGUUUCAUAGUAAUGCAUGAUGAUUUUGUAAAAGCUACAGACACACCUGAUAUUGAAAAUGUACACAUUUUAAAAAAGGAACCUGUAAUAGGUUCAAACCUGAUCACUAGGGGGCUGCUGUCCAAGAGAAGCUGCCUGGAUUUUGAGUCAAUCAAGGAACAAUAUUUUUGGCAGGUCAGUUUGCCAAAUCCUAAUGGACUGGAUCUCAUGCAGAGCAGUCCAUCAUAUGAAAUACAACCAAUUAAUAACAGCAACAUUUUCCUGAUAAUCUACAGGAAGAAUAUGUCAGAAAGUAUUUCUUGUUCUUGUCCUUUUAGUUGCGUGUCUCCGUCCAAGUUUGAAUGUACUCCAAGACAAACUUGCGAGUGUCCCUGUCACAGCAAGGCCGACAGCUUUAACUACUGUACAAAUUUUACACCUUAUUAUACAACUUGUAUUCAUAUCAAAUAUGAAUGUCUUGUUCACUCUAGUGAUUCGGCCCAAACCUGUGCCUCCCCAGCGCCUGACCUUACAGAUAUUGCCAAGGGGGAAGUCGAGAAGGUGAAAGACCUGGACCUCUGCAUCCCUGUGAACUGCUCAGCAAAAAGUUCCCAAGACUCCUGUUUCUUAGUGGCGGGGUGCAGUUGGUGCUCUUUGGGCAAAGAAGGAGAAACUUUAGAGUCCCCUUUCUGUGCUAGCCAGUCUGUAUGUUACUUUGGAAAACUGGGUCAGUCCUGUUCUAAUGAUACCUGCUCAGAUCCUGAAUGUGAAACACAAACAUCUGAUGAAAACAAUGCAGGGGCAGUGGCUGGGGGAGUCAUAGGGGCAGUUAUACUACUUAUCUUAAUCAUCACCAUAUUCAUGUUGUACAAGAAAGGGAAGAUCUGUGCAUCUAAGCCCAUAACACCACAUACUGUGAAUAGCCCCAGCUCCAAUAUCUUGGCUGUCUCUGAUACAACCUCCCCCCCUGUGAACCCGUCUGCUCCACCCUCCUUUGGACACGUUGAUGUGGACCCCCCACCAAGUUACACAGAGGUCUAUCAGCAAGGGUUCACUUAUAAGUAACAGUGCUUUUUUAUUUCAUCUUCAAAUUUCUUAUAGACAGGUGAUAUGAUUAGGAUGUGAGAGACAGAGCACUUGGCUUAAGCAUCACUUGCACUUUACAAGUCUUGCCAUUUCCUGAUAAUUUUAUCUGAAAUACUGGUAUCAGGUGUGUAUACGGGAUUGCAAUGAAGUUGCUUAACAUAGGUACAUGUUCCUCACGUUGUAUAAUGUGAUUUAUUCAUCACAAUUCAGAUUUAAGAUAGGACAACAAAUGACUUGCCCAAGUCCCAUUCCAGACAUGUUAAUGUGAUAUUCAAUACAAAUUCACAUUCCAGAUGUGAUAACAUGAUUUUCAUCCCAAUUCACAUUCCAGAUGAGCAAAAAAACUGCUUUUUAUCUCUUUAUGUUCUUUGUAUUACAUAUAUUUAAUUAUUAACUAUUUUUAUAGGAUAUUAUUAUUAUUAUUAAUACUCAAGAGAAGUGAAGUGAGAACUGAAUCUCUAUGCAUUCUAAUUUCCAUUUAAUUAACACAGGGUUGAGCAUUAUUUACAUUUUUGUUGAAUAUACUUUUUCUUUUAUACAAAAGAAAUAUCCAUUGAAAAUGUUCAUGUUUUCUCAAAGAAUACCCCACUCUGCCAGAAAUGAGAUUUUAGACUAUAUAUUAAUACAUAUCAUAUAACUGUCAUUGAAAUUGCUCAACUCAUCUGGAACACUGUUCACGCAUUAUCAUUUUGAAACCAGAUGGAGAAACUGAGCAGUUCAGAAAUGAUGCAUAUCUGUAUGGAAAAAUAUUGCAUAAUAUACAGACAUCACAGGCAUUGUGAAUAUCUGAAUAUAUGUGUCUGAAUAUAAUUUUUUACUGGAUUUAUUUUACAAAAAAAAGUUAACAAUGACAAAAUUGUCCUAACAUUGAGGACCCCUGCUGUAAACCAAGUAAAAGAAAAAAAAUGUUAUUACUGGAAGAAUUAUUUAUGCUGUAUAAAUUAUUUAUAGUAUCACCUUGACCUUCGAAGAAAUGAUUUUUGCAGUGUUCUUAUCAGUCAAGGUAAAAACGGUUUCAGUCUGUAUCUGUAUGUAUGUGUUUACAGUUUAUAUUUAUAAUGUUAUACACUGGGACAGGUAAGAAUGGUUUUAUUGGCCAAUGACAACUUUUUCCUCUGUCUUAGACCUCUUUUUCUUUUGCUCAAGUAACAGCCAUUUCAAUUUUUUUUUUAAUUUGAUAAUGUAAGCUUUAAUUACUCCAGAUGUUUUAUGCUGGGAACUUUUAUGGACACACUAUGCAAUGUACAAUAUCCUAGAUGUAUUUUGGAAAUAAUUUUCUGCAUUAAUAUGGCAUAUACAAUUACUUUAAUAAAGUAGUAAUGUUUGGCACCUUCUUUAUCCUAUACUAUUGUUAUUAAAAUAUUUGUUUUAUUUACUUACACAUUUCCUUGCUGACUCAAAUCCAACUUGUAUUCAGGAUUUUCAUGUCAUUUUCUAAGUUGAGAAACAAUUUUUUUUCAUUGGCAAAAUAAUCAAUUAUUUGGAUUUCCUGGAGAAAGUGCCUUGUUUUUACAUUUGCUUUUGUUGGUGCAAAUAAAUCUGUAAAAUCUU